Coregonus sp. 'balchen' is the source of this 14747-nucleotide messenger RNA. The record is from the annotation of a GenBank genome assembly. NCBI's taxonomy places the organism in Eukaryota, Metazoa, Chordata, Actinopteri, Salmoniformes, Salmonidae.
GCUAGCUAGCUAGCUAACUAACACAUCCUGCUAACGUUACUGUUAGCUAGUUAACGAGGUCAGGGCGACACUUCUGACUGUCUCCCUUUGACAUGACAUUGAUUAUUUUGCAAUGUUAACUAUAUUGACAAAGGUUCAGAGCCGAGGAUGGUUUGUCCAAGAGAUAAGCCGAAUAUUUGCACACGUUUGCUUUAGGAACGAGGUGAAUUGCAGCUGGUUGAUAGGGCUCAGAAGCCACUUGGCAGCACAGAGGAAAACAACUGGAAUCAGGAAUGUCACCACGUCCUCUGCACUGUGCGCCAAACCUAGAGGAAAUUCCCAAAAGAAAGAACUGUCAGAAAAAAAAUUGGUAUGUAUUAGUGUGAUGAAGCUAACUAGCUAGAUUAGCUAUCCCCUGUCCUCGGCAGAACAUGGUUGUUUAUAUUGCCAAGCAAUGUGCAUUCGUUAAGUAUUCAGACCCUUUGACUUUUUCCACAUUUUAUUACGUUAUAGCCUUAUUCUAAAAUGGAUGAAAUAAAACAGGUUUUUAGACAUUUUGUAAAUGUAUAACAAAUAAAAAACAGAUACUUUACAUAAGUAUUCAGACCCUUUGCUAUGAGACGAGAAAUUGAGCUCAGGUGCAUCCUGUUUCCAUUGAUAAUCCUUGAGAUGCUUCUACAACUUGAUUUGAGUCCACCUGUGGUAAAUCCAAUUGAUUGGACAUGAUUAUAUAAGGUCCAACAGUUGACAGUGCAUGUCGGAGCAAAAACCAAGCCAUGAGGUCGAAGGAAUUGUCCGUAGAGCUCCGAGAAAGGAUUGUGCCGAGGCACAGAUCUGGGGAAGGGUACCAAAACAUUUCUGCAGCAUUGAAGGUCCCCAAGAACACAGUGGCCUCCAUCAUUCUGAAAUGGAAGAAGUUUGGAAUCACCAAGACUCUUCCUAGAGCUGGCCACUCGGCCAAAAUGAGCACUCGGGGAAGAAGGGCCUUGGUCAGGGAGGUGACCAAGAACCCGAUGGUCACUCUGACAGAGCUCCAGAGUUCUUCUGUGGAGAUGGGAGAACCUUCCAGACUGACAGUCAUCUCUGCAGCACUCCACCAAUCAGGCCUUUAUGGUAGAGUGGCCAGACAGAAGCCACUCCUCAGUAAAAGGCACGACAGCCCACUUGGAGUUUGCCAAAAGGCACUUAAAGGACUCUCAGACGAUUUUUUUAUUUUAUUUUUUUAUUUAACCUUUAUUUAACCAGGUAAGCCAGUUGAGAACAAGUUCUCAUUUACAACUGCGACCUGGCCAAGAUAAAGCAAAGCAGUGCGAUAAAAACAACAACACAGAGUUACAUAUGGGGUAAAACAAAACAUAAAGUCAAAAAUGCGACAGAAAAUAUAUAUAUACAGUGUGUGCAAAUGUAGCAAGUUAUGGAGGUAAGGCAAUAAAUAGGCCGUAGUGUAAAAUAAUUAGUAUUAACACUGGAAGAUAGAUGUGCAAGAGAUGAUGUGCAAAUAGAGAUACUGGGGUGCAAAUGAGCAAAAUAAAUAACAAUAUGGGGAUGAGGUAGUUGGGUGGGCUAAUUUCAGAUGGGCUGUGUACAGGUGCAGUGAUCGGUAAGGUGCUCUGACAACUGAUGCUUAAAGUUUAGUGAGGGAGAUAAGUCUCCAGCUUCAGAGAUUUUUGCAGUUUGUUCCAGUCAUUGGCAGCAGAGAACUGGAAGGAAUGGCGGCCAAAGGAGGUGUUGGCUUUGGGGAUGACCAGUGAGAUAUACCUGCUGGAGCGCAUACUACGGGUGGGUGUUGCUAUGGUGACCAAUGAGCUAAGAUAAGGUGGGGAUUUGCCUAGCAGUGAUUUAUAGAUGGCUUGGAGCCAGUGGGUUUGGCAACGAAUAUGUAGUGAGGACCAGCCAACAAGAGCGUACAGGUCACAGUGGUGGGUAGUAUAUGGGGCUUUGGUGACAAAACGAAUGGCACUGUGAUAGACUACAUCCAAUUUGCUGAGUAGAGUGUUGGAGGCUAUUUUGUAAAUGACAUCACCAAAGGAUCGGUAGGAUAGUCAGUUUUACGAGGGCAUGUUUGGCAGCAUGAGUGAAGGAGGCUUUGUUGCGAAAUAAGAAGCCGAUUUAGAUUUAACUUUGGAUUGGAGAUGCUUAAUGUGAGUCUGGAAGGAGAGUUUACAGUCUAACCAGACACCUAGGUAUUUGUAGUUGUCCACAUACUCUAGGUCAGACCCGUCGAGAAUAGUGAUUCUAGUCGGGUGGGCGGGUGCCAGCAGCAUUCGAUUGAAGAGCAUGCAUUUAGUUUUACUUGUGUUUAAGAGAAGGUGGAGGCUACGGAAGGAGUGUUGUAUGGCAUUGAAGCUCGUUUGGAGGUUUGUUAACACAGUGUCCAAUGAACGGCCAGAUGUAUACAAAAUGGUGUCGUCUGCGUAGAGGUGGAUCUGAGAAUCACCACAGCAAGAGUGACAACAUUGAUAUACACAGAGAAAAGAGUCGGCCCAAGAAUUGAACCCUGUGGCACCCCCAUAGAGACUGCCAUAGGUCCAGACAACAGGCCCUCCGAUUUGACACAUUGAACUCUAUCUGAGAAAUAGUUGGUCAACCAGGCAAGGCAGUCAUUUGAGAAACCAAGGCUAUUUAGUCUGCCAAUAAGAAUGCGGUAGUUGACAGAGUCGAAAGCCUUGGCCAGGUCGAUGAAGAGAGCUGCACAGUACUGUCUAUUAUCGAUCGCGGUUAUAAUAUCGUUUAGGACCUUGAGGGUGGCUGAGGUGCACCCAUGACCAGCUCGGAAACCGGAUUGCAUAGCGGAGAAGGUACGGUGUGAUUCGAAAUGGUCGGUGAUCUGUUUGUUAACUUGGCUUUCAAAAACUUUCGAAAGGCAGGGCAGGAUUGAUAUAGGUCUGUAACAGUUUGGAUCUAGAGUGUCACACCCUUUGAAGAGGGGGAUGACCGUGGCAGCUUUCCAAUCUCUGGGGAUCUUAGACGUUACGAAAGAGAGGUUGAACAGGCUAGUAAUAGGGGUUGCAACAAUUUCGGCGGCUAAUUUUAGAAAGGAAGGGUCCAGAUUGUCUAGCCCAGAUGAUUUGUAGGGGUCCAUAUUUUGCAGCUCUUUCAGAACAUCAGCUGUCUGUUUGUGUGAAGGAGAAACGGGGGGGGGGCAUGGGCAAGUUGCAGCGGAGGGUGCAGAGCUGGUGGCUGGGGUAGUGGUAGCCAGGUGGAAAGCAUGGCCAGCUGUAGCAAAAUGCUUGUUGAAAUUCUUGAUUAUUGUAGAUUUAUCGGUAGUGACAGUGUUUCCUAGCCUCAGUGCAGUGGGCAGCUGGGAGGAGGUGCUCUUAUUCUCCAUGGACUUUACAGAUUCUCUUGUCAGAUGAAACUAAGAUUGAACUCUUUGGCCUGAAUGCCAAGCGUCACGUCUGGAGGAAACCUGGCACCAUCCCUAUGGUGAAGCAUGGUGGUGGCAGCAUCAUGCUGUGGGAAUACUUUUCAGUGUUUUAUUUGUAAUACAUUUGCAAAAAUUUCUAAACCUGUUUUUGCUUUGUCAUGUUGGGGUAUUGUGUGUAGAUUGAUGAGGGAAAAACAAUUUAAUCAAUUUUAGAAUAAUGCUGUAACCUAACCAAAUGUAGAAAAGUCAAUGGGUCUGAAUACUUUCCGAAUGCACUGUAGCUACUUAACUUACAAUGCCUAUCCUCUAGUCUUUGUGCACUUUGGGGAAUUCUGGACAAGGCUUACUUGUUCCAUCAUGCAUUCAACCAGUUUUAGUUUUUGCACUAAUUUUUUUGUUGAUUUAGUCUAGUCUUAGUCAUUUUGACUAAAAUAUCAUUAAGUCUUAGUCGCAUUUGUAGUUUGAAUAUUGAUUUAGUCUAGUUAAUGUCAAUGACAAACAAUGGGCCAUUUUAGUAAACUAAAUGCCCUUUCAUUUUAGUCACAUUUUAGUCAUCACAUUUGUAUUGCCGCAUUAACCUAUAGUAAACAUAAAUCACUGACUUCAUGUGCACAAAUAUACAUACCCUUGUCCUACCAACAUAUUCUGCAUAACAUCCCAUUCUCUUCCCAACAGCAGAAAUAUGACAAACAUAUAUAAGAAUUAUCUGGUCAUGUAAAUUACUAAUUCAGCCUGAUAUUGCACAUUACAUGCAAAAUAGACACACACAAACACAGAGAGAGUAGCACAAUCAUCAAUCAACGGGAGCUAAUGACUGUUUCACCCAGUGAUGUAGUCAACUCACUAAACCUCAAGUCCGAAUCAAGUGUCAAGUCCCCUGUGCUCGAGUCAAAGUCUGAGUCACCAAUGGUCGAGUCCCCAUGGCUGAAGUCCCCGUGCUCGAGUCCAGGUUGCAGAUAGAAAUCCCAUGAAUAGAGCCAACGUUAUUCCUUAUUCAACACGUCAGAGGGGCAUGUUUGUUCUACAUAGCAUAUUUCUAUCUGAACGUUCCAUAACGUUGCAUCCUGCUGAACGUGCCCCAGGUUUUUAGCAACAGCUAGCUAAUGAGGUAACAAGAUUGAACAAGGUGUAGCCUAAACAAAUGGUUAACGGUCCGGACGGCAAAUAGCCUAGUUUUAGAAGGGCCCGUGAUAUGCUUUAUGUAAAAUGCGGCGCGCCAAUGCACCAUAGAAAGAAAAAAAAGAGAGUGCUGGUAUUAUGGGUCAUAUCCCUUGAACGGUAAUGGCUAGAAUCUAGCCGUUUUCUCUGAGGAAAAGAGGGAGACUUGGCUAGUACGUUGGCUACAGAACCUGGCUGGGAGAAAAAAACAUAGCUAGACUGUUGUUUUACUAUUAAACGUAAUGCUGCUAUUGUGUUUAAUUUCAUAAAGCAGCGUACGUUUCUUAACUAUGCAAAGGGUAUCUAACUAGAAGGCUGGUGGUGACUGGUUAGGUACGGGGAAGCAGGAGAGUUGCCUGCACGAUGUGUAUAAUCGGAGGCGGAGCAGAGCCUGUCUGCCCACCCACACUCAUCGCCUGCUCCCCCGCAGCUCACCAGCUGAUGUAGGCUAAGCUGUGUGUGGCGGGUUCUUCACACUGCCGAACAGAACUGCGCUGUGCUUCUGUGCUGCUAAUAUUAAUUGUGCUUAUCACUCAAAAGCUCUCAUUCUCUCCAAAAACGAUUGUCUAGUCCAUUUAGUAGUCAGAUUUUAGUCACAGAUAAUUUCAUCUUGUCUCGUUUUAGUCAACUGAAAUAUAUUAUUUUCUGGGUCUAUUUAGUCAGUUAUAGUCUUGUCAAUUGCCACUGAAAAAUAUGUGUGUGAUUAAUAUUUUAGUCACUAUUUUUGUUGACAAAAUGAACACUGACUCAAAUAAGGAUAAGCAAAUAUUGAUUAGACAAUAAGAUGUGACAAUCAUAUUAGCUAAGUUAAGUUUUCAAGAGGGUGAAUGUUAGUUCUGCUUCACUUUCUGGCUCUCGCUCUGUUGCUUAGACUCGCCACUUUGUGGACCACCGCAAUGUGAAGCUACUGGCUGGAGCAGGUGGGAAAGGGGCCUGCACCUUCCAUAGUGAGCCCCGGAAAGAGUGGGGUGGACCGGACGGAGGGAAUGGAGGAGACGGGGGGAACAUAAUCAUCAAAGGUGGGUGAGAAACACUGUCACUCUCUCAACGAUGUUGCACUAUUCCCAAACAGACCUGGUUAUACAUUGUUGAUAAUCUGGUUAAAAAGUAUUGGUCUUCUGAGAAGCUUUCAUUUACCUAUUCAGAUAAACGUUGUGAUCAUGCCAAAAUCCACAAUUGGCCUAGAAUUUGAAACAACAACAUAUUCAUUGACUACAGCUCAGCGUUCAACCCCAUAGUGCCCUCAAAGCUCAUCACUAAGCUAAGGACCCUGGGACUAAACACCUCCCUCUGCAACUGGAUCCUGGACUUCCUAACGGGCCGCCCCCGGGAGAUAAGGGUAGGUAACAACACAUCCGCCACGCUGAUCCUCAACACGGGGGCCCCUCAGGGGUGCGUGCUCAGUUCCCUCCUGUACUCCCUGUUCACUCAUGAUUGCAUGGCCAGGCACGACUCCAACACAAUCAUUAAGUUUGCCGACGACACAACAGUGGUAUGCCUGAUCACCGACAACGACGAGACAGCCUAUAGGGAGGAGGUCAGAGACGUGGCCGUGUGGUGCCAGGACAACAACCUCUCCCUCAACAUGAUCAAGACAAAGGAGAUGAUUGUGGACUACAGGAAAAAGAAGAGGACUGAGCACGCCCCCAUUCUCAUCGACGGGCUGUAGUGGAGCAGGUUGAGAGCUUCAAGCUCCUUGGUGUCCACAUCACCAACAAACUAACAUGGUCCAAGCACACCAAGACAGUUGUGAAGAGGGCACAACAAAACCUAUUCCCCUUAAGGAGACUGAACAAAUAUUUGUCAUGGGUCCUCAGAUCCUCUAAAGGUUCUACAGCUGCACCAUUGAGAGCAUCCUGACUGGUUGCAUCCCCGCCUGUUAUGGCAACUGCUGGGCCUACGACCGCAAGGCACUACAGAGGGUAGUGCGUACGGCCCAGUACCACACUGGGGCCAAGCUUCCUGCCAUCCAGGACCUCUAUACCAGGCUGUGUCAGAGGAAGGCUCUAAAAAUUGUCAAGGACUCCAGCCACCCUAGUCAUAGACUGUUCUCUCUGCUACCGCACGGUAAGCAGUACCGGAGCGCCAAGUUUAGGUUCUAGAGGCUUCUUAACAGCUUCUACCCCUAAGCCAUACGACUCUUGAACAUCUAAUUAAAUGGCUACCCAGACUAUUUGCAUUGCCCCCCCCUCUCUUUUACGCUGCUGCUACUCUCUCUACCUACAUGUACCUAUUACCUCAAUUACCUCGACUAACCGGUGCUCCCACACAUUGACUCGGUACCGGUACCCCCUGUAUAUAGCCCUGCUAUUGUUAUUUUACUGCUGCUCUUUAAAUAUUUGUUAUUAUUUUUGUAUUAAAUGUUUUUUUUUUUUUUUUUUUUUGGGGGGGGUUAUUCUUUCUUAAAAUUGCAUUGUUGGUUAAGGGCUUGUAAGUAAGCAUUUCACUGUAAGGUCUACACCUGUUGUAUUCGGUGCAUGUGUCAAAUAAAAUGUGAUUUGAUUUGAUCAGGCUGAAGAACAUUUUGAAUUGGUAGGGAUAUUUUAACCAGGACAUUGGAGAAAGGUUUCGUAUGCAUACAUCAAGUCCUAUUCCCGUCUAUCUGUUAUUUGCGUGCUUCCAGUCGAACGGCAAGUGAAGUCCCUGGCGCAGGUCACCCCCGUUUACAAAGGAGACGAUGGCGACUCAGGAGGCAGUAAGAACUGCUACGGACGCAACGCCAGCACAACCUACAUCGCUGUGAGUUAGUGCCCAUGGCUACGGCCCGGGGUGUUGCUUUGAAUUAGGGGCUCUUGUAUGUACAUAGAUUUGUAAUUACUUUAAUUUAGCGAUGUAAUUACUAAGUAAAUACCAGAUACCAAAAUGCUGACUUUAAAAUAAAGUGAAGGCCAAACUGAAUGUUGUGUGUGGUGUUUUGGGACCGUGCAGGUGCCAGUGGGCACGGUGGUGAAGGAGCAUGGGAAGACGGUGGCAGACCUCUCCCAGCACGGCCAGGAGUACGUGGCUGUGUUUGGAGGGGCGGGGGGAAAGGGGAACCGCUUCUUCCUGUCCAAUGAGAACCGUGCCCCCAUGACGGCCACCCCGGGAGAGAGAGGCCAGGAGAGGGUCCUCCAGCUGGAGCUGCGUACCAUGGCCCACGCCGGACUGGUGAGACACAGGAGUGGACCUCUCUCUCCACUGACCAGGCCUAUCCUAUAAUGUGGGCUGGUCACAAUAAUAUUGUAGACAUAUACAUGGGAUACACUUGAUCCCGCAAAAAUGUGUAACAUUUUCUUAGAUUUACAUGUUAGUGUGUGUUCUUCCACUUCAGGUUGGGUUUCCUAAUGCAGGGAAGUCUUCUCUUCUAAGGGCCAUCUCCAAUGCCAGGCCUGCUGUGGCUGCCUACCCCUUCACCACCCUCAACCCCCACGUGGGCAUUGUUAAGUACAGGGACCAUGAGCAAGUGGCAGGUAAUGGAGUUUAUCUUACUGUUGUAUAUUAUGUUGGGUUGAUCAUGCAGUUUACCAUCCCUCCCGUUCCCUGUGUCUAGUGGCUGACAUCCCUGGUAUCAUCCGUGGGGCACAUCUGAACCGAGGCCUGGGGAUCUCCUUCCUGCGCCACAUUGAGCGCUGUCGCUUCCUGCUCUUCGUCCUGGACCUGUCCUCCCCAGAACCCUGGACCCAGCUCCAGCACCUGCGUUUCGAGCUGGACCAGUACGAACCCGGACUCUCCCACCGGCCCCACGCUAUUGUGGCCAACAAAAUGGACCUGCCUGGGGCACGGGGGAACAUAGAGGCCCUCAGGGGCCACGUGGCCCAGAGGGUGAUCCCUGUGUCAGCCCUCACAGGCCAGAACACAGAGGAGCUGAUCAUCCACCUCAGGGAGCUGUAUGAUGUCUACCUGCAGACCCAGGGACAGGGCAGUGGGGAGGACAAGCCCACCAGGUGGUAGGUCAGCCGGGGAAAAGGAGUGAAAGACUUCCAUGCCUUUUCCUUUUCCUCACUGUUUAGCACCUACCAAAUGUAGUUUGUUCAAAUUAUAGGACUAAAUAAAUAUUUAUAUAACUAUGGUAUUUAUUUAUGAUUUAAUAAAUGUGUUUAAUUAAACUUGAUUCUGCAUUGUUUUAUUUACACAAUGCACUAUACUCAUACUUAUCAUUAAUUAUCACAACUGUACAGGGGUCAGUGCUGAUGACAUCAGGUAGUUAUUGUGAUGUCAUAUUUACUUGUUCAGUGUUUUCCCUUAUAAUAUCAACAUUACACAUUUAACCUUUAGGAUGUCUCGAGAAACACUCGUAUGAAAAAUGCAGGUACUGGUACACCUUAAACAUUGGACAAGUCUUAAGUGGAAUCCUUGGGACGUCCAACUCUGACGUGUCCCCAUUGAAGAUUACAUUUAAAACGGUUAAGGUAAGGGUUAAGAGUAAGGUCAUUUGGUCACAGCUAUCAACUUCUAUUUUAACAAAAUGUUCAGAGCAGGAAUCUCUGGAAUUCUCAGUGACACGUCACCCUCGCUAAAGGAUUUUUCUAUGUAUUUCUUGGUCAAAAAACAACAGUGUGUUUAGGCUGACCUUUGACCUCUGUGCCCGAGAUCACACCAUGUGUCACACACAGUGGUGGUUGUUUGCUGCUGACUGGACUUUCAGUGGGGAGUGAGCAGGGUCAGCUCAGGCAGUUCGAUGAGCAGUCAGGGCUGGUACACCAUGGCUGCGUUUCAUUCCACAAAACUGUUUCCUUCCCUCUGUCCUCAUUUACUCCCCUCCACUGAUCGGAUAGGACUGGGCAGGUGAUAGCAAUAUGACAGAAACUCAAUCUGGUCUUAAAGCAUUUCGUAGUAUUAUGUGCUUAAUUCCGAGACACUACAUUAAGUAUGAUACAGUAUGUUACGUUUCAUAUGGUAUGUAUUAAUUUAUGGAUGUCCAUGACCCAUUUCAUAUUAUAUUUCGUAUUAUAUGUUAUGAAUUACAAUUGAUAUUAUAUGUUACGAAUUUGCAAAAUGUACCAUCUGUUACAAAUUUGCAAAAGGUAUGGCAUGUUACGAAUUCUAGCUAGGUGGCUAAUGUUAGAGAGGCUGGGGUUAAGGUUAGGGUUAAGUUUAGGAGUUAGGUUAAAGGGUUAAGGUUAGGGGAAGGGUUAGCUAACAUGCUAAGUAGUUGCAAAGUAUAAAAAAAAUAGUAAUUAGUUGAAAAGUUGGUAAAAUGCUAAAGUUGUCUGAGAUGAGAUUCGAACUCAUAACCUGACUUUUGCAUUAUACGCCCGACGAACCACCCUACUUUAGUUUUUUGCAUUAACUAGCCAUCUGUCUUAUGUAACCAAACAUAACAUAUCAUACUAAUUUGAGUGUCCUGGAUUUACAUUUGCUAUGUUACUUCUAGUCUAUGAGACCAGGCUGAGAAACUAGGUGGAGCUAAUGUCUGGGAAUACCUACCCACUUGUCUCAUAUUUGUAACGUAUGUAAAGGAGAAUGAAUGAAAGAGGAAUUAAAUGUAGUUAAUGUAUUGUGGAAGGGGUUGGGUCCAGUCUGAACAAAAACAAAACACCCAAUCUAAACCAGAGUGUGUGUGCAAGCAGGUUAGCAGGAAAAAGCUUGGUGUUAACAGUACAGUUGUAGAGGCCAAUUGAAUACGUUUUUUCUUUCACUGGGACCUUUCAGAUCAGGUGUCUGCUUCUUUUUACUUCACAUAGAAACAAUAUCAUCAGCCUACACUCAGAGACCAGCCAAUCAGAGUCAAAUAAAAAUGGACAAGGCCAAUUAUACAGUAAGGGAGGGGGCUGACAGCAGCUACAGGAACACAAAAUGUACAGGAGACUCACCAACCAAUCGAAUAAGAGACAGGAGGCCUAAUCAGCCAGUCGGAUAAAUAAGAGUGAAAUGUACAUUAGCCAAUGAGAGUUACACUGAGACAGUAACUGGAUAGAAUUUAGAAUAGCCAUUCACAAUGAUGCCAGAGUGUGGAAUAUGCCAGAACACUGGCAGUGCAUCCUGGGUAAAGGAUGAACAUUGCUUAAUUCAUUAAUCAAACAUUGAAAGAAGGUGGAGAAAAGAGAGACCUUUGGGAGAGAGAGACGCUGGGGUGUGCCAAGCUUUUACCCUUGGGACAAACGAGAAAUAGAAAGUCAACGGUAACUGCUUCUAAAUGAUCUUAUGGGUAUAAACGAGUUGAACACUGGUGUAGUGCAGCAUGUUGAGCCUGGCCACUGCUACUGCAGUCUUUAACGGAUGGCCCACGUCACCUUCCCUCAGGGCUCUGUUAUUGUCUACUGCUGCUGUGUCAACGGAGCGGACCUCCACUACAGCUCUGUUUGUGCUCGCCUGAGGUGAAGUGGAGUGCCUCCUCUCUCCACACGUGUAUUUAAUGAUGACAUUGUUGACCUGUGAAUAAGUAUCGUUUAAGUAUUGUUAUUGAUUCAUUCAGUAGCAUAAUUGUUGUGUUGGUUAUUUUAUUUGGUUCUGCUUUUGAAGUGUGUGUGUUCUCUCCCACAGGCCAGCAUGUGAGAGGAAUGGACAAUGAGAGUGAGAAGUGGGCCAGAGUUCUGUGGGACUACCUUUGUCUGCACCAAUCUCUGGAAAAGGCAAGCCUUCAUAUCUGACUGUACAUACACAUAAGAUACAUUUUGACAGGAUACAUUUUAAAUGGGCUUCAAUCUGAAUUUUAAGUAGUGUAAUGCUACACUCUUUUGGGAAGUCAUGAUUAGCUCGUCUGGCUUUACCCAAAAUAACAUCAUAAUGAUCUAUCCUCUCAGGAUGAUUAUCAUAUCAUGUCAUACUCAUAGAUUUUCUCUCAGGUUUUUGUAAUAAUCAAUGCUGUCUCUUCUGUUGAAACUAUGUCAUAAUUAUGUAUGUUCUCUCAGAGUGAUGUCAUAAUAGGCCUGGGUUGCCAUGAUGUGCGUGUGGCGGAGAGGUCAGCUGAUCUCUUCCUGGAAGGAUUGGCUCCUUGGCUGCUUUUCACUGGUUACCUAGGUAACCAGACUGCAGGUCAGCAAGACACUGGGCAUCUUUCUCGCUAUUUCUCUCUUUCUCUGUCCCUCUUUCUGCCCAUGCAAGGAAACACACACGCACAAACACAAGCAUACCGUGUUUCUAUGUUUCUAUCCAAUGUCUCUAGUGUGUGUGUCGUGUGUUCCAGGUGUGUGGACGAGGCCAGAGGCUGACGUGUUCUUGGAUGUGGCUCUGAGGAUGGGAGUGCCCAGGGGGAACAUACUGCUGGAGACAGAGGCCACCAACACUGGAGAGAACAUCCGCUUCUCCUACAGGCUCCUCAAGGAGAAUAACAUCCCAGGUGAGACUCUCCUCAUUACAGACACACAUGCCUACUACGGGGAACCUUUCACAUGAAAGGCGUCUGUUAUUGUUGUGGUAUUAUUCGACAGCUAUGGGGCAGGAGAGCACAACUGAAUCACUGGACCACAUUUUGGUCAAGCCAGUGGCAUGCGAAAGUAAUCACCCCCCUUGGCAUUUUUCCUAUUUUGUUGCCUUACAACCUGGAAUUAAAAUUUAUUUUUAUUGUCUCCGGACCGCUCCUGUCUCAGCCUCCAGUAUUUAUGCUGCAGUAGUUUAUGUGUCGGGGGGCUGGGGUUAGUUGGUUAUACCUGGAGUACUUCUCCUGUCUUAUCCAGUGUCCUGUGUGAAUUUAAGUAUGCUCUCUCUAAUUCUCUCGUUCUCUCUUUCUCUCUGAGAACCUGAGCCCUAGGACCAUACGUCAGGACUACCGGGCAUGAUGACACCUUGCUGUCCCCAGUCCGCCUGGCCUUGCUGCUAUUCCAGUUUCAACUGUUCUGCCUGCGGCUACGAAACCCCUACCUGUCCCAGACCUGCUGUUUUCAACUCUUAAUGAUCGGCUAUGAAAAGCCAACUGAGAGACCUGAGCCCUAGGACCAUACGUCGGGACUACCGGCCGUGGUGACUCCUUGCUGUCCCCAGUCCGCCUGGCCUUGCUGCUAUUCCAGUUUCAACUGUUCUGCCUGCGGUUAUGGAACCCCUACCUGUCCCAGACCUGCUGUUUUCAACUCUUAAUGAUCGGCUAUGAAAAGCCAACUGAGAUUUAUUCCUGAUUAUUAUUUGACCAUGCUUGUCACUUAUGAACAUUUUUGAACAUCUUGGCAUGGUUCUGUUAUAAUCUCCACCCGGCACAGCCAGAAGAGGACUGGCCACCCCUCAUAGCCUGGUUCCUCUCUAGGUUUCUUCCUAGGUUUUGCCUUUCUAGGGAGUUUUUCCUAGCCACCGUGCUUCUACACCUGCAUUACUAGCUGUUUGGGGUUUUAGGCUGGGUUUCUGUACAGCACUUCGAGAUAUUAGCUGAUGUAAGAAGGGCUAUAUAAAAUAAAAUUGAUUGAUUGAUUGUGAAACAAACAAGAAAUAAGACAAACAAACAGAAAACUUGAGCGUGCAUAACUAUUCACCCACCCGAAGUCAAUACUUUGUAGAGUCACCUUUUGCAGCAAUUACAGCUGCAAGUCUCUUGGGGUAUGUCUCUAUAAGCUUGGCACAUCUAGCCACUGGGAUUUUUGCCCAUUCUUCAAGCCAAAACUGCUCUAGCUCCUUCAAGUUGGAUGGGUUCUGCUGGUGUACAGCAAUCUUUAAGUCAUACCACAGAUUCUCAAUUGGAUUGAGGUCUGGCCUUUGACUAGGCCAUUCCAAGACAUUUAAAUGUUUCCCUUAAACCUCUCGAGUGUUGCUUUAGCAGUAUGCUUAGGGUCAUUGUCCUGCUGGAAGGUGAACCUCUGUCCCAGUCUCAAAUCUCUGGAAGACUGAAACAGGUUUCCCUCAAGAAUGUCCCUGUAUUUAGCGCCAUCCAUCAUUCCUUCAAUUCUGACCAGUUUCCCAGUCCCUGCCGAUGAAAAACAUCCCCACAGAUGCUGCCACCACCAUGCUUCACUGUGGGGAUGGUGUUCUCGGGGUGAUGAGAGGUGUUGGGUUUGCGCUAGACAUAGCGUUUUCCUUGAUGGCCAAAAAGCUACAUUUGAGUACCUUCUUCCAUAUGUUUUUUUUCUUUAAGCAAUGGCUUUUUUCUAGCCACUCUUCCGUAAAGCCCAGCUCUGUGGAGUGUACGGCUUAAAGUGGUCCUAUGGACAGAUACUCCAACUCCGCUGUGGAGCUUUGCAGCUCCUUCAGGGUUAUCUUUGGUGUCUUUGUUGCCUCGCUGAUUAAUGCCCUCCUUGCCUGUUCCAUGAGUUUUGGUGGGCGGCCCUCUCUUGGCAGGUUUGUUGUGGUGCCAUAUUCUUAUUUUUUUUAAUAAUGGAUUUAAUGGUGCUCCGUGGGAUGUUCAAAGUUUCUUGCUUGGUGGUGCCCCUUGCUUAGUGGUGUUGCAGACUCUGGGGCCUUUCAGAACAGGUGUAUAUAUACUGAGAUCAUGUGACAGAUCAUGUGACACUUAGAUUGCACACAGGUGGACUUUAUUUAACUAAUUAUGUGACUUAUGAAGGUAAUUGGUUGCACCAGAUCUUAUUUAGGGGCUUCAUAGCAAAGGGUGUGAAUACAUAUGCACGCACCACUUUUCCGUUAUUAUUUUUUUUGAAUUUUUUAAACAAGUUAUUUUUUUCAUUCCACUUCACCAAUUUGGAUUUUUUUGUGUAUGUCCAUUACAUGAAAUCCAAAUAAAAAUCCAUUUAAAUUACAGGUUGUAAUGCAACAAAAUUGGAAAAACACCAAUGGGGAUGAAUACUUUUGCAAGGCACUGUAUGUGUAUUUUUGUCAACUACCCAUUAGUGAUUGUGUUUGUCAUAUGUCUACCCCAGCCAGCAGGGUGAUCCUGGUCCAGCAGCCUUUUAUGGAACGCAGGGUUUUUGCCACUUUCCUGCGCCAGUGGCCUGACCAGGGGGAACACACGCAUGCCAUCGUCACCUCCCCACAGAUGGGAAUCUCUGCCUACCCCCACCCCACUGUGGGUACUGCCACAGACCUCAUCACAUACAUGCUAGGUACCAUAAUCUCAAGACUUGUGUGUUGUCUUUAGACCAUGUAAGAUAAAUAUGUCUAUGGUAAGCCCACCUAUCAUCUUUCUAGUGCCGGAGUGUAUCAAUGCAUUCAGAAUGAAAUAUUCUGAAAGUCAGUAUUGUCCCAUUGCCAACCAUUUCACUUAACACUGUGUAGGAAUAACAGACAUGAGUAUGAUGCUAUGUGUGAGGUGUAAACUUUGUGUUUGUGUAUUCCAGGAGUUUUAGAGAGGAUCCGUGACUACCCACAGAAAGGCUUCCAGGUGGAACAGGAGAUCACACCCAGUGUUCUCUCUGCCUACCAAUGGCUCUUGUACGCUGGCUACAUUCCC